This is a messenger RNA of Tripterygium wilfordii, 633 nucleotides long. RefSeq names its product glutaredoxin-C3-like. The coding region runs from base 31 to 420 and encodes 129 amino acids. Gene Ontology annotation, cellular component: cytoplasm. Gene Ontology annotation, biological process: cellular response to oxidative stress. The record is from RefSeq and is a predicted model, not a curated record. Lineage: Eukaryota; Viridiplantae; Streptophyta; Magnoliopsida; Celastrales; Celastraceae. Gene Ontology annotation, molecular function: glutathione disulfide oxidoreductase activity. The transcript is spliced from 4 exons.
CACCCCAAUAGUGUGCAAGGCGAAACGAAUAUGGGCAGAACUCCGUCGUUCGUCGUCGUACUGGUUUGUGUGUUGUUCUUGUCGUUGGCCAAUGCGCCGGAGUUAGCUCAGGCCUCGAAUUCAGCUUCGGCUUUCGUACGGAACAUCGUAUUCUCAAACAGGUUCGUCAUCUUCUCCAAAUCCUACUGUCCGUAUUGUUUAAGUGCUAAGCGCCUAUUUGGUGAACUGCAUGAGGAACCAUAUGUUGUGGAGGUUGACCUUAGAGAUGAUGGGUCUCAAAUUCAGUAUGUUCUUCUGGAUCUGGUGGGCAUACGCACUGCCUCCCAAAUUUUUGUGAAUGGCAAACAUAUCGGUGGCUCUGAUGAUCUUAGGGCUGCAGCUGCGAGUGGUAAGUUGGAAAAACUUUUGGCCGCAAGUUGAUUGGAUGCCGGAAAGUUGAGGAAAUAUGGUUGUCUGACCUGAAGCUGCCUAUGUAACACUUCUUGUUACCGGCACUGUAAAAUUCAAGUGACCUUAUACCUUUGUGGCCUUUUGAUAAAGCGAACCAUGCUGAUGUACCGUUGGCAUGUGAUAGUUACUUAUUGGUGUGAGUUAGACGUUAAAUAAAAUAGAGCUGUGUACUUUCCAGUGAUA